Messenger RNA from Synchytrium microbalum, 4584 nucleotides. RefSeq lists its product as uncharacterized. The coding region runs from base 1 to 4584 and encodes 1527 amino acids. The transcript has 6 exons. Lineage: Eukaryota; Fungi; Chytridiomycota; Chytridiomycetes; Synchytriales; Synchytriaceae. Gene Ontology annotation, molecular function: protein binding. The record is from RefSeq and is a predicted model, not a curated record.
AUGAAUACUGUAUGCUGGACUCGACUCGCUGGUGGAGCCGAUCAAGUAAUAGCUCGACAAUCAUGUCAAGCUGCCAUACUAGGCUUUCCUCGCAAACACAAACAGAAACUGCAAGUUGAAUCCAUAUCAUCAACAACCACUCUAUUGCCCGAUUCAACACAUCAAUCGCUACUCUUGCCACUAGGCACUGAGCCGAAAUUUACUGUAUUUGGUGGUGGUGGGAAUGGUGGUAUACAAGAAUCUGCCGCUGUCUAUUCAUUUGAAACGAGUGAAUGGUCUAGCUUACAGCCUGUAGUUACGCCAUGGGAUGACGCUACAAAAGAAUUGCUACAUGCAGAACCUCGUUACUCUGCUGCUAGUGCUUUUGUCUCUGAUGGCACCUUUUUAUAUUCUUUUGGAGGAUUUGUAACGAAGGACGAGACUGUCAUUACUACAAAUCAGCUCGUGAAAUACUGCCCACAAACAAACACAAUGACGUUCCUAUCCCCGCCAAUCGAUACUCCCGAUACACCAUCUCCACGUGUCGGAGCCUCCCUAAUCCACUAUCCUGGAAACGAUGAAACAGCACCUCGACUGCUUUUAUUUGGUGGACUCGUCGACAAGCUAAAAGUAAGCAACGAUGUAUGGUCUUUCGACUUGAUUACAUCCACAUGGUCGCAUAUAACCAUUACUGGCUCUACCAUCCCAACACCACGAGAAUCACAUGCUGCUGUCUAUGUCCCAGCACAACAAAAUCAACACAGCUAUAUGAUUAUACAUGGAGGCAAUACAGGAGAUGUGAAAUACAAGAGACGACGAUUAGCAGACAUGUAUAAACUUGAUUUGGAGACUUGGGAAUGGGAACAAUUGCUACCAAAAGUAGAAACGUGUCGACCUAAUGCCAGAUCAUUCCAUACUGCACAUUUGAUACAGGAAUUGGAUGGGAUUAGUAGAAGAAUGGUUUCAGUUGGUGGACGUGGGGAUGCGGAUGAUGGUGCUUAUGAGAAUUUGUCUGAAGUGUGGAUAUAUUCUAUUGGCAGUUCAGAAUGGUCUUACACACGAGCUCAACAGAGUCAAGAUGAUGGCACGAUAGAAGGACGAUCACAGCAUGCCUCUGUGGCUGUUGGAAACCGAUUAUUCCUAUUCGGAGGAAGCUCAUCCAAAACUGCCGUAAACACACUAGACAUGUUGGAUGUCGGUCCACCAAAACCGUGCACUUCAGUCGUUGCCACACCUACUCCUGACAACAAAUUGAAGCUUACAUGGCAAGAUCCUUAUCAUAGUAAUCACUACCGGAUAUACAUACGACCACUCAAUAGUCCCGAGAUUGCUCAUCUAGCUGUUGAAAUUCACGAAACUACACGGUGUGAAUUAGACUCGUAUCAAGUCAAUUUGAAUGAUGACGAUACAGAUGAAAAUAAUGAUGCUGGUGAUAAAGGAGAUGAUACAGAGUCAUUGUUUUUGAAUCCGGGUAUUGCGUAUGAAGUAUGGGUGACGGCUGUAAAUAUUGCUGGUGAAAGUUUGAUAUGGGAACGAGAAACCCCGCUCCACAGCAUUGGACGGGCAGUAGUCACCAUGUUGGGAGAGCCAGCCGAAGCAGAAGAAGGUGUCCCUCAUGAUUCUGACGAUAUAUUACCCGAAGCCAUCAUGUGCUGGGAUGUCGUCCAUACUUUGUGGCCAAACACAACCACUUCAAAAGCCUGGCGUGAUACGAAUAGCAACUUUUGUAGAGAUCAAAAAAUCGAACCCCGCAUGCACGGACCAACGAGAAUACGCGGUAAAGCUGGCUCUGGUCGUGCAUCAUAUAUCUUCUCUCGUGAACUUAUAGCCUCCUAUCUUGAAACCAUCGAAGCCCGUUUCGCCAUGCAAGCUCCUGAAAAUUGGCGUCGGCUGUUGGCAGACAAUCUUGACGGCCCUGCAACAGGAUCUGUAUCUAAGCGAGGUCCUGGUAAAAAGGGUGGUGUCGCUGCUGCCAAUGUUGAUGACGAUGAAGGUGAUAAUAGUAAUGACAUACGUAGUGAUGAAGUAGUCAAUGAAGAUGCAGGUGAUGGUGCACUUCUAUCGGCUAUGAUUGCCGAAGAUGCAGCAGAUGAUGAUGACGAUAUGCAAUCUGAAUGGGAGGAUGCUGCUCCGCCCGGUGUACUAUAUCCAAGAUCGCCAGUCAAACCUAAGCUCACCAUUAAUCUUCGAGCACCAGCACCCCCACAACCAUCCGAUAACGCUGCUCUCUUCCCAGAAACUGAGAAGCCGGUAGCGACUACACGAUCGGGUCGAGCUAUAAGAGUCAAGCCUGAUGUUGCUAGAGAAAUGAUAAAGCUGGUCAAAAUUAACGAAAAGAAGGAAUUACAGAAACGUAAGCGAGGAAGUGCUCGGGAUUCUGCUGACGAUGACUAUGACGUUGUUACUCCGAAACCAGCAAAACGAGGAGGACAUCGUCAACAGCAGCCACAACAAGAAGAGUCUCCUCUCACUCCACGUGAACGAGAUGAUAGUACCAAUGCAACAAUUAAUAAUGAUGUUACAGAGGAAGUUGAGUCUCCACCACGUAAAAAGGUACGUGCUGCAAAUGCAGCUUCAGCAGCAGCACCAGAAAGUAUACCACAAGAGCAGGCAGAGGAGAAUGACUCUACUGAAGAGACCAAGGAAACAGUAGACGAAUCCGUAAUUCCUCCAUCCGAACAGCAGGCACCACCGAUAAUGCCAAACGACAAUGAUCAACUCGCCGACUUCCUCAUGGCCCUUCAACAGCAAAAUCCACAUAUGAGUAAUGAAGAAAUUCAGACCGUCUUGUCUGCAUAUGCACAGCAAGCUGGAGGGUUAUCAACAGCCAUGGACUAUGAAAUGCAACAACAGGAGUCACAGAAUAUUAAUAAUGAUGAACGUCGUGAUAGCAUUUCGAACGAUGCACCACCCAUGUUUUCACCGAUUUCUGACCGUGCUCCAACGGAUUCACCAUUAUCGGCGAGGUCUCCUGAUGACGAAGAGCCUGCAGGCAGCAGUGCUAUGGAAAUGGAUGUAGAUCUUCCACCAGAAGCAUCAGACGAAGAAGCUUUUGCGAGUACUGAUAUUGCAGAGCAAUCGACUGGUGGUGAUUUGGAAGGUGGUAGCAGUAGUAGUAAACCUGCUGAUGGUGGUUUUGAGUCUGUAUCUGGUGUUGAUGAUGAAGUGCCUGAAUCCGAUAGUUUGCAGCUGCAAGAUGGUGGUGAGGGACUCAUAACUGCUGAGAUGGAUGUAAGCCAGACGAGUCAUGUAGAAGUGCCUGUUGAUGAUGGUGGGGAGCAGAUUGUAGAUACAAGUAUGGAAGUAGUUGCUUCUUCGACGGCCACCUAUGAGAACAUUGAAGAUACGACGGGUAAUGAAGUCGCCGCUCCAUCAGCAACUGCUGAUGAGAAGAUUGAAGAUACUGCUCAUAUUGAGACUGCUGCUGAAGAUUCGAGUAUAAAUCAAAGUGAAGAGGUUACUCUGCCAACAGUCGCUGAUGAGCAGAUUGAAGAUACGACUCCCAAUGAAGUCGUCACUCCAACGACCAUUGACGAGAAGAUUGAAGUCACCUCUAUGGAUAAUAGUACUGAAUUAGUCCUUCCCUCUACAAUCACUAAUGACGUCUCCGCUCCACCACCUGCUACUGAAGUUACUACUAUAGAUCAUCAAGAAGUAGUCACUCCGUCAAUAGCUGUUGAAGACACGACUAUGGCUGAGAGUGAAGUAGUUGCUCCAUCAACUGCAGCUGAAGAUACUACUAUAGAUCAUCAAGAAGUAGGCGCUCUGUCAACGGUUGUUGAAGACACGGGAAUGGCGGAGAGUGAAGUAGUUGCUCCAUCAAAGGUUGCUGAGGAUACCACUAUGGCUGAGAGUGAAUUGGCUGCUGAGCGGGACGCAGUGGCUCCAGCAUCUACUGUUGAAAAUACGACUAUGGCUGAGGAUGAAGCAAUUGCUGCACCAUCCGAUACCAAACCAGAAGGUAUUGCAGUGGAUGAAAGUGAACAACCAGGCAGUGAAUCAUCUAUAGAAACCGAUAAAUUAAAUGAUGCUGCAUCAACUACGGAAGUAGAUGAGGGUAAACCAACGACUCUAGAUGCAAAACCGGACGCUGAAGAGUCUGGAGUUGAACCAACAUCAGCUGAUGGUAGUAGUCCACAAGCAGACCAAUCACAGACCGAAGAAACCGCCACUAGCAAUAAUAAUAAUAUCAACACAACAUCUACAGCCACUGAGUCAUCAGAAAUCAAGAUAGACACCCCAGUACCUGCUACUAGUGCACAAACACCACCAAUUACAGCAUCGGAAGUAGCAGAACAACCGAAAAAGAGGGGUCGCCCUGGUCGUAAACCCAAAGAUCAGACGACAGCAUCGAAAUCAUCACCACCAGUAGCUGCCUCAGCUCCAUCUCGUAGAUCAACACGUAAUGCAAGAACUACGGAACGUGAGGAUUCACCUGCUACAGGCGACGAAGCUCCAGCUCCUCCCAAUACUACUACUAGAAGGUCAGGCCGUGGGCGCAAGUCUGCUGCUAGAGCGUCUAGUCUGGUGGCUAGUGAUACUGUAGAUUCGAACUCAGCAGCAGGUGAUGACAACGAAGACGACGCUAACAAAGCGGAUGUGUAA